UCCAGCAUAACAAAACAAAGACCACAAUCAACACCAAUUUGAUGGAAAGAAAAGCUUCCUAAAUCUCAAUUUCAUACACCGAACUUGUAGCAAGAAUGGCGGAUGUGGCUUCCGGGGUCACGGAGCAUGUCCCCAAGACUGACGUGGCGGCAUCCAACCAUGAUCGUGAUGGCUCGGAAGACACCACCGCCUCGACGGCACCGGCUCAAGACGAGACCCAGCCCAUUUCUCAAAAAGGGUCGUUGGCCUCAGCUUCAAGUGUGACCGAGGCCGAUUUGGACAAUUUAUCCCCGGAGCAGCUCAAAGAGGCCUGGCGAGAACAAAAUAAAUACAUCCAACAACUGGAGCAGGCCCGUCAAAACGACGAGCACGCGUUACGUGAUCUCGAACUCAAAUUAGAAUCCUCUGGUGGAACCGCAGAGUCCCAUACCAACCGGGAGAAUGUGCUCAUCAUGCGAUUAUCGGCCAAAGAACGAGAGAUUCAGAUCCUCUCUGCCCAGAUCAACGAGCUCAAAUCCUCGCAAGCACCCACGUUGGAUGCCAUGAAGGCCACUUUGGUGGAUCCGGCCACGAAUUUAAUCAUGCGACGUCUUCGCCAAGAAUUGGUGGAAACCAAGAAGAAAAUGCAAGAAACGCAAGAGGAAUUGACGGCCUGGAAGUUCACCCCAGACUCGGUUACGGGCAAACGAUUGAUGUCCAAAUGUCGACAAUUGCUCCAAGAGAACGAGGACAUUGGCAAAAUGAUCUCGAGUGGGCGGCUUUCGAAAUUGGAGUCGGAAUUGGCCAUGCAAAAGACUCUCUGUCAAGCCAUGAAGAAAAACGAGCAAGAAAUGGAGGAGUUUGUGGCCGAGUUGGACACCGAUAUGGAGGGUAUGCAGAGCACCAUCUGUUUUCUCCAGCAACAACUUAAAGAGACCCAAGAGAAACUCAAUGCUACCACCAAUGCAGCCGACAUGAAAGCUGACCUCAAGCCCGAGCCCACCGUUGAGCCCGAAGCCGAACCGGAACCCGAGACUGAAGCCGGAGAUGAAGACAUCGAGAUGAAAGAGGAGGAAGAGCCCAAACGGCAAACCCGAGGCCGAUCCACGCCCACCAAACGAGGGGCCAAAGCCGGAAGAGGGGCCAAGCACGACAGUCCCCAACCCAGAAGUAGCCCUGGGAGACCCAAACGCAGACGAAACGUCCCACCAUCAAAAUCCGAAGACGAACCGCAGGACGACGAAGGCUCGACCGACAUCGUUCGUUCUCCCAACAUGUCUUUGUCGGUAGAUGUUGACGAAACUGACGAAACUCAGGUCAUUACCAUUGGCUCGACUAUCAUCUUUUCCCAUGAUUCAGAUUCAAAACCGGAGGCCGUCGCCAUGUAUUCACGCAAACUGUUUCAUUGCCUCAAGUGCCAGAAGGUACUGACUUCUCGCCGGGGACGGAUCCACCACGAGACCCGAUCCCAAUGCCAUUUAACGCCUUGUUCAGAAAAGCACGAGCAUGAACCCGUCCACGAGACUUUCCCAUCCCUGGAUGCGGCCAAAGCGUGGAUCGUGGAGAUGGAAUGGGACCAAAGCUUCUCCAUCACGCAGACCAAGUCUGAAUAUGUCCGGUAUCGAUGUCGACAUCGACCCAGAUAUCAGGAUCAGCAGGACUCGCAUAUUCCGAAAAAGCGCUUGACGGGUAAAGUCAGUUCGUACGAUUGCCAAGCCAAAUUGGCCAUCGUUUCGGUGAUGGUUUGUAAAUGUGUCCGAGCAGAUCUCCAGAGUAAUGUGUGUCAAAGUCAGGGUCAGAUGUUUCAACUACGUGGAUGUUUGACUCAUUCGCAUCCUCCGGAUUUUCAAGCUCAACGGAUAUCUAGGCUGACGAGAGACUCAUUGAUAACGUUAUUGAAAGCGGGUUUAUCGAAAAGGGAUAUUUUGAAGCAAUAUUGCAAUGUUGGCCAUUCCGAUGAUAAUCCCUGCAAAAUUGUGACCAUGCAAGAUCUGAGGAAUAUCGAAAAGUUUUGUAAAAAGAGCCAGCCUAACAAUCACGUCGAAAUUGAGCCCGUGACAUUGGGUCCGGCAGUGACCGAUAUUCCGGAAGAAACUUCUUUUCAGCCCAUCCAGUUGGAUCAAAACCAACUCUUAGCAGAUCUCAGCCACAAUUUGGACCAAGUGAGUGAAGAAGAUCGGCAAACAUUCCUCAAAAAAUUAGUCCAAUUCAACUUGGAGGUUAAAACCAAAGCCAAAGCGGUGCCCACCAUUCUCCAGAAGAGUGUGUUGAAAAAUCCGAACCCUCCCAAGCAUCAGGCACAUUGAAGCCAACAAAGAACAAAACGAUUACGACCUCAUUAAAUAUCACAAUAGUAAA
Molecule: messenger RNA, 2337 nt
Organism: Tigriopus californicus
Lineage: Eukaryota; Metazoa; Arthropoda; Copepoda; Harpacticoida; Harpacticidae
Exons: 4
Coding region: 96-2285 (729 amino acids)
Biological process (GO): regulation of alternative mRNA splicing, via spliceosome
Cellular component (GO): nucleus
Source: RefSeq, a predicted model, not a curated record